AUGAUAAAGAAAUUCAAGAAACUAUUUCAGAGUUUAUCAGAGUUCCAAAGCUUUUUAACUAAAUCAAGUUUAGCUAGAGAUAAUUUUGUUUUUAAAUAGGAAGAUGUAGAAAUUCUAAUUCCAUUUCUAACUGAUGAAUAAAAUAUUACAGAUUUUUUCAAGGUUUAUUAAGAUGAGAAUUUACAACUAUAUACAAUAAAAAUGAAAAUGUUAAUCACAAUCCAUUAAGUAUUAAAUAUAAGUGAAGAAUUUGCCUAACACUUUUCAAAGAUUAAUUUUGCUUAUUUCAAUAAGUAAUGUAGAUAGUAAAGUAGAGCAACAUCUAAACCUGAAACAAUUGUUUUUAAAUAAAUAACAAAUGAAGUGUGGCUACUUGAUAAUAUACAGAUUCCAUUUCUAUAAUAUCUAUAGAAGUUAGCAUUAAAUGUAUAAGAAAUAAAAGCCUAUAGAAAUAAUAAUCCCAGAAAGUAAAUACUAUAAUCAAAGUAUGAGUAUAUAAUUAAUAUAAGUUUGGUUGUUGAAUGUUUUAAAUUAGAAAAUUUAGUAAAUCAUGGUUUAUCACUUGUUCCUUAAUUAAAAACUGCAUUAUCUAAUUUCCCUCAUGACUUUCUUCUUAAAAAAUUAGCUUGUAAUCUAUAUAGUGAAUUGAGACAAUUUCAAAGACAAUUGAUAAACUCUCUUUCUGCACUUUUAGAUACUAAUUCUAGAGCCUCCAAUAUAGAAAUAUUUGAAUUCUUCAGAGAAGUACAGUUUAAUAACUAAUAUAGGUUUAAAUGAUAGAAAAAAAAACAAUGUCUUAUUAUCUAUUACAUAAAUUGUUUGAUCCAGCCAGAAAAUUGAUGCCACCCUUACAAUUAAAGAUAGAUCUUAAGAGUGCAAAACAUCUAGAAUAAUAGGCAUAACAUGAAUAAUAGAGGAUUAAUCAAUAGAGAUAAUUGAGGAGUCAGAGAAAUUCUAGAUCAAAUAGCACUGAUCAACAAUAACCAGUUUCUCAAGGGUUUAUUAGUUAGAGAGAGAGACGAUUUAUGAUGUACAGUAGAGCUAAGAAAUAAGAUACAAUAUAAGAAGACAUAGAGAUGCCAACAGAAGAACAGUAACCUAUAUCUGAAUAGAAGAAGAAUACAUAAAAUAUGAAGAUUGUACAAGAUGAUGGAAAUAAUUUAGAACAACAAAAAAUUUAAAAUAUUGAAUUAAAUGUAGAUUUAAAGAAAUAUGUUAUUUCUAACAAUAAUAGUUAAAUUGAACUAUAAGAUAAUGGUAAAAUUAGUGAAAUAAAUGAAAAAACUAGUUAAAAAGAAACAAAUGAUGUUGGAAAAAAUUAAGAAAGUACUAGCUAAGCAGAUCAAGAUGAAAAUUAAGACAUUUGA
Molecule: messenger RNA, 1367 nt
Organism: Paramecium pentaurelia
Lineage: Eukaryota; Ciliophora; Oligohymenophorea; Peniculida; Parameciidae
Source: the annotation of a GenBank genome assembly